Cynoglossus semilaevis (tongue sole) is the source of this 905-nucleotide messenger RNA. It is a transcript of the gene rcn3, whose product is annotated as reticulocalbin 3, EF-hand calcium binding domain. Gene Ontology annotation, cellular component: endoplasmic reticulum. The coding region runs from base 1 to 621 and encodes 206 amino acids. Gene Ontology annotation, molecular function: calcium ion binding. The record is from RefSeq and is a predicted model, not a curated record. The transcript is spliced from 5 exons. NCBI's taxonomy places the organism in Eukaryota, Metazoa, Chordata, Actinopteri, Pleuronectiformes, Cynoglossidae.
AUGUCCUCCCUCCCUCCCACCCUCCCUCCCCCUCUCACCUCCACCUCUGUCUCACCGAUCAGUGACUGUUAUUUUUCAGACACAGACUUCGAAGACAUCGAAGACAAGGACAUGUACAAGUCCAUGCUCAAACGCGACGAACGCCGCUUCAAGAACGCCGACCGAGACCAUGACGGCAUCGCCACUCGUGAGCAGUUCACUGCCUUCCUUCACCCCGAGGAGUACGACUACAUGAGGGAUGUGGUGGUGCAGGAGACAAUUGAAGACAUCGAUAAGAACGGAGACGGAAAGAUCAACCUGGACGAAUACCUGGGUGACAUGUACACACCAGAGAGUGGGGAGAGUGAGCCUGAGUGGGUCCAGACGGAGAAGAAACAUUUCAUAGAGAUCAGAGACGCCAACAAGGAUGGCUUUUUAGAUGCUGGUGAAGUUGCCAACUGGAUUCUGCCUGGUGAGGUUGACCACGCUGACAAUGAAGCCAAACAUCUGAUCCAUGAAACAGACACAGACAAGGACGGUCAGCUGUCUCUCUCUGAACUCACGGACAAGAUGGACUUCAUCAAGAGCAGCACCAUCACAGAUUACGGCGGCAUGAGGGUGGAUGAGCACGACGAGCUGUGAAAAGGUGGAGAGGGUUUUUACAGAUGGGUGGAGGAGCAGCAGACAAAUACAUACAUAAAUAUAGAAAUAUAUAUGAAUUCAUACCAUCAGGUCAGGUCAUCGUUGAAGGUCACGCAGUGAUGAUCUACAAACACAUGGAAAAAAAACUGCCAGACAGAAAAACUACAAAGACAAAUAACAGGAAUUUUGUGUCUUUUCUUUUUUUAUUCAGGUCAAUUUGUUUUCCUUGUUUCUGUCUCUGCCUCAAACAAACUGUUCAAUAAAAAUUGUCAGUUCAAAGUCCA